Molecule: messenger RNA, 1055 nt
Organism: Gamsiella multidivaricata
Lineage: Eukaryota; Fungi; Mortierellomycota; Mortierellomycetes; Mortierellales; Mortierellaceae
Exons: 2
Coding region: 207-740 (177 amino acids)
Source: RefSeq, a predicted model, not a curated record
GCAUAGCAAAGGCAGGGAUCGAGUGAGCAUUACACAACAGAAGCAAUGGGCACAUACCCCGCGCGAAUCCUCUACACACGAACACAAAAAGGAAAAAAAAAAAGGGCGCAGACAAUGGAAAGGCUGUGGGCAUCUGAUCAUCCAUUCUCCAAGGGGAGUGAUAACAACAACAACAACAAAUAAAAAGAAAGGGAAAAGUCGACAAUAUGUCGACUUUUCUGGAGCAGCAGCUGUGCCCUGUUCACGAUUUCACAGCUCGGCGGGGCUGUCCAGCUGUGACUAGUUCCUGGAAAGCUUUUUCUGGCUCCUCCUCCUUCCCCCUUCUUGAAUUCCAGUCCUCGUGCCUGGCGGCCAUUUCUUGGCCAAUUGGCGGCCAGGUAAUCUCCGGUGCCCUGUCCCGUCCUUGCAUCAGACACUACAGGGGGUAUUGUAUACCCCUGUUCCAAUCAGCAGCGUAUGGAUCAUCUGGACUAGACUGUGUGCGUGUAUGCAUGGCAGUGCAUUGCACCGUAGUAGGACGUUUACCAAUCGCCUCGAGAGUCUUUCCUCCUCCUCUUCCUCCUCCACCACCACCGCCAUCUCCACAUCAUCUCCUUCGAUCCUUUGAUGUCUGUGGAAGGAUGAAAAGGGGCGGACGUGCAUGUGUUAUGCUUCUAUUCACGGAUGGAAGGGCAAUGGGGAAGAACACAAAAGGGGAAAACGGAAAAAGGAGAAUCGGACGAGCAUCAUGCUGGAUAUGAUCAGCAGUGUCUUUGUGGGCUCUUUUUUUUUUGUCUCAGUAUUGGCAUUUGCAUUGGUAUUUUGACAUUGAACCAUUGGUAUGGGGGCGCAUAAGCACUGGGCAUGAGCGUCACAAUUGGCAUUGGCAUUGGCAGUGACAUUGACAUUGGUAUUGGUAUUGGUAUUGGUAUUGGCAUUGGCAUUGGCAUUGGCACGGGACAAUCAAAAGACACUAUGCCAAUACGAUCUCAGGUCUCGCAUAGCUGCAUGGGUUCUGAUCUGGUCCCAGUCUGGCUUCCUCUCCUCCUUUUGUUUGCAUUAAAGCGGUUGCAUUU